Bombyx mori (domestic silkworm) is the source of this 2649-nucleotide messenger RNA. Its product is annotated as basic proline-rich protein. The transcript is spliced from 7 exons. The record is from RefSeq and is a predicted model, not a curated record. Bases 261 to 2012 code for a protein of 583 amino acids. Lineage: Eukaryota; Metazoa; Arthropoda; Insecta; Lepidoptera; Bombycidae.
UUUUUUUUUUUUUUUAAAUAACAUUUUUUUGCAAAUUUCUAAUUUGAAAUGGCUCUCAUGUGAAGUUGCUAACAUGUCGCUUAAACCAAAUAGCAUUUCACCUCUCUUUAUGUACAUGGACAGUUAGUGAUAUUUAGACAGAACCUAGAUAUUAAAUUCAAUUUCACACUUGACUAUUACUUUUUAAAUGUAUAACCAAGACGUUCUCCAGAAAAGUGUAGUUCAUGACAAGUGAAGUAAAUGCAAGGUCCCAUUGAGAAAUGAAGCUAUUGAUCCUUUUGACGCUCUGCGCCCUCGCGGCAGCGAAACCAUGGGAGUUUUCUUUGUUGAAUUACGAUCAAGAACUUAAUAGACUACUGUCCUCAACUACGCGGCCAACUAUGCGGCCAACAACGCGCCCAACAACUAGGCCACCAGUACGUCCUCCAACAACGCAAACACCUGAACCUCCAGCAACUGAAGAACCCCCAAAACCUGAACCUCCAGCAACUGAGGAACCCCCAAAACCUGAACCUCCAGCAACUGAAGAGCCCCCAAAACCUGAACCUCCAGCAACUGAAGAACCCCCAAAACCUGAACCUCCAGCAACUGAAGAACCCCCAAAACCUGAACCUCCAGCAACUGAGGAGCCCCCAAAACCUGAACCACCAGCAACUGAAGAACCCCCAAAACCUGAACCACCAGCAACUGAACAACCCCCAAAACCUGAACCUCCUGCAACUGAAGAACCCCCAAAACCUGAACCACCAGCAACUGAACAACCCCCAAAACCUGAACCUCCUGCAACUGAAGGGCCCCCAAAACCUGAACCUCCAGCAACUGAAGAGCCCCCAAAACCUGAACCACCAGCAACUGAAGAACCCCCAAAACCUGAACCUCCAGCAACUGAAGAACCCCCAAAACCUGAACCUCCAGCAACUGAGGAGCCCUCAAAACCUGAACCACCAGCAACUGAAGAACCCCCAAAACCUGAACCUCCAGCAACUGAGGAACCCCCAAAACCUGAACCUCCUGCAACUGAAGAGCCCCCAAAACCUGAACCUCCAGCAACUGAAGAGCCCCCAAAACCUGAACCUCCAGCAACUGAAGAACCCCCAAAACCUGAACCUCCAGUAACUGAAGAACCCCCAAAACCGGAACCUCCAGCAACUGAAGAGACCCCAAAACCUGAACCUCCAGCAACUGAAGAGCCCCCAAAACCUGAACCUCCAGCAACUGAAGAGCCCCCAAAACCUGAACCUCCAGCAACUGAAGAACCCCCAAAACCUAAACCUCCAGCAACUGAAGAGCCCCCAAAACCUGAACCUCCAACAACUGAAGAGCCUCCACAGCCUCAACCCCCAACACCACAACUCCCACAGACCGUGGAAGAGUUGAUUGCUAGGCUCUUGAAGUUCAUUUACAAUGUAGUGAAGAAUGGCUGGCCGAUUUUCAAUCUUCCUCCUCUUGAGCCUUUGGUCCUAGAACACUUCGAACUACCUGUUAAUGCAGGAAUUAUUAACGUCAAACUCAAGCUGAAAAAUGCUAUCGCCUUUGGUUUCGGAAACAUGAUUGUGCACAGAAUCGAUCUUAACAUCGAUGACCUUACUUUGGAUAUUGAUAUUGGUCUACCCACAAUUGACAUUACUGCUGAAAGCUACGAUUUGGAUGGAGAUUUCUUUGGUUUUCUUCCUCUUUUCGGAAACGGCAGAGCUGAAUUCGAAGUUAAAGGAUUCCGCUUCCGUGCCAAACUGUUUUUGGAGCAACACGAGAAUAAAAAAUCAGUAGUCAUUAAUAGAGUUGAAAAUGCUGCCUUCUCUAUUCCACACCUAAGAUCCAACCUCUCUGGAGUUAUCGGUGGUGGCAACAUCGACGCUGUUAUCAACAGGCUGAUUGAGGAAGUUUUCAUUGAUUACGUCAACAGGUUCCAUGGCGCUAUUUCUAUUGUUACUUCAACCAUUUCAACUACUCUAGGAAACGAAUACUUGAAAGAGCUCGAUACCUGGAAAUACAUUGAAGCUGUACGUUCUUAAAUAAUACCUGCCUACUGUACAAAAAUUUAAUACAAAUGAAAGAUGACUAGCUAAUAAAUAUGAAAAAUAAUGUUAUUUAGCAUAUUAUUGUUUCCUUUAAAAUAAAUAAUAUAUGAUCAAUUCUCGCACCUGGAGAUUAUCUAAUAUAAUAUGAAAUAUUGUAAGUCGAAUAAUAUUCCUGAAACUGCAGUUACUUAGUAAUAAUUGCUGGUGUCCUAGAACAUACUACGAAACUGUGAAUAUGUUUUAUAAAUUAGGCAAUAGUACAACGAUGUCAAAGACUAAAUUCGAUAGAUCGGAUAUGAUAAAAUGAAUGAAAAUGAUAAAAUGAAUUAAUAUUGUGAAGUUAACUGAGACUAAAAAUGAGUUUUUUUUUUAACCAUAAAAAUAAAAUAGGAAUUUGACAAAAUUUUAUAAUAGAGAAUAAUGACCUAAUAAUAAUCUACUUCUGUAAACGGAAUAUUUUAAUGAUUCAAUUCAAAACGGUUCAAUUUGAAACGAUUCAAGAAUGUUUAAAAAUGUUUUAAAUAAAAUUGAUUUAGAACAAUAAGCGUAUGUGUGUGCAUAAACUCUGCACUUUUAAAAUGCUUGACACGAAUUUUAUUUUUUCCGGUAAUGAAUAAAGGUAUAACUACUA